AAAAAUCCUACCCAAUUGACUUGGGAAACCUCAAGUUACCAACCCUCCAAAAUGGGCGACCUCCCCACCCCUCCAGAAUCCUUCAUCGCCCCAACCGGACCCCUAGCAACCUUCAUAAAAGGCCACAAGCCACAAUCCAGCACCUCAAAAUCCCUCCCAACCUUCUACCGCAACCUCGAAGAAUCCCUCGACGUCAAACGCGCCUCUGAAAACUUCUACUCCACGCUCCCCCAAGACACGACGUCUGUGGACUUUUGCUCAGGCGAUGUAAUGUCCAUGGGCCGCAGCGCCGCGCACCGCGACGAGUUCCGCGCCGAGCUAUCCCGCCACCCCAACUUCGCGCUCGGAACCACGAGUUCGCGGCUGAUGGACGGAAACUACGCCUACAUCAUGGAAGCGGAAGCGGCGAUUGCAAAGUUCCACGGCGCGGAGGCGGGACUGUUCCAGGGCAGCGGGUUCGAGGCGAAUCUGGCGAUUUGGGCGACGAUUCCGCGGCACGGCGAUGUCAUUUUGUGGGAUUCGCUCGUGCAUGCUAGCACGCACGAUGGGAUCCGGCAGUCGCUGGCCAUGGACCGCGUGGCGUUCCCGCAUAGCGAUGUUGAUGUUUUUCGGGAGACGUUGAGGGAUAUUCUUGAGACGAGGCCGUUGGUUCGGCAGGGGAAGAGGUGUGUGCUUGUUGCUGUCGAGUCGAUUUAUAGUAUGGAUGGGGAUAUUUGCCCGUUGCAGGAACUGGUGGAUGCGGCGAAUGAAGUGUUUCAGGGUCCUGAGCUUGAGGGGCUGGUGCAGUUUGUUGUGGAUGAGGCGCAUAGUGUUGGGUUUAUUGGGCCCGAGGGGAAAGGGCUGGUAUGUGAGUUGGGGUUGGAGGGGGAGAUUGCGGUGGUGAUGCAUAGCUUUGGGAAGGCCCUUGGAGCUUCGGGAGCCAUCAUCUUGGGAAACAAAAUCAUUCGAGACACGGUGAUCAAUUUUGGGAGAGCAGUCAUGUUCUCUACAGCGCCUACUUUCCCCUUCGUUGCAGCCGUCAAGUCGGGCUACAAAGUCCUCGCCACGAAAAACAAGGACCGCGAGCAUGUCCACGAAAUGUCCACCCUCUUCUUCUCCCUCCUAACAUCCCACCCGCUCUGGGCCAAAGCAAAAUCAACCGGCAUCCUCAACGUCCCGCUCGCCGAGAACUGGGAAAACCGCGUGGUGAACACGCACCUCCUCGCCAUCCUCACACGGCCCAAAUCCUUCUGGUGGAUGUACUAUCACCUGUUAUCGGCUUCUUACCGCACCUUCCCCGUCACGUAUCCCGUGGUGCCACCCGGCCAAAGCCGUUUGCGGGUGAUUAUCCACGCACAUAACACGGAGGAACAGGUCAGAGGAUUCGUUGACGCCAUCUAUGCAUGGGUCAAGGAGAUGAUGGAUAUCGAGGAGGAAGGGGGUGUGACCAAGGCUGCAAAGGAGGUGUAUGAUUGGAUGAAGGAGGAGUGCGUCGAUGGAUUUGGGAUUGUUAGGGCCAAGCGGAAACGGGAUGUCGAUGAUGUGUAA
Molecule: messenger RNA, 1527 nt
Organism: Periconia digitata
Lineage: Eukaryota; Fungi; Ascomycota; Dothideomycetes; Pleosporales; Periconiaceae
Source: the annotation of a GenBank genome assembly